AACCAGCUUGAGCGAUUCGAAAAGCUGAUGACCGACAUGUUUGAGUACCUCGAUUCCGUGUCCCAAGCGAACAACUCGCAGUCCGCCGCGAUCGAAGCGCAGCUGCAGGAGUCUGUUGAGGCCCUCCGCGACAUGGAGAGGAUGCAGCCGACUCUGAGUAACAUGGACAAUGCUGUUGAUCAACUGCAGAAAUUUUUUGCCCAACCCUAUAUUGAGAGCAUUAAAGGACGUCUGGCUGAGUUGAAACAAACCUGGAAUAGGAUAAAGGACCUUACAAACGAAAAUAUUUCCUUCCUCCGGAGAAAGCUAGAAACAGCUCUCGCCCUGGAGGAGACGGGAAGCUUAGAGAGGACACCAGAUGACCAGCGAAGUCUUUCAGUUGAGUCUUCCGGUUGUUCGGUUCAAGAGGCGCCUAUCACUGUGACAGGUGAUGAACGCCUACUUCAACAAGCAUUACCAAGAAAGGAAUCUGAUGAUAUUGAAGCUAAUGUCAUCACCGUUAAGAUGCUGGAUAUGAAUGAGCUCCAAAGGUGGAUUUCAAAGGCUAAACACCGUCUUUCCAAAUACAACGCAAUCAACAGUGCUGAUGAGCUUGAAGCCUUUGCAAAUUUUCUCGAAGAGUUUGGAAAGGAAUUGCAUUCAAAGCGAUCAAUGAUUGCUGCAAUUCGUAGCGGCCAAGUCACAGACGCAACAGGAAAGCCAGUUACCGAAAGAACAGCCCUUCUUUUCUCUGGACACUUUGCAGAUCUGGAGUCAGAAUAUGCAGCUGGUCAGGAGCGGCUUAAAUCAGCCACGUACCACCUUAAUGAUUUUAAUUCUCUGAUGUCGUACGAAAAACACUGGUUAGACCGCGUUGAAACAACGAUUAGACGAUCGAAGCAGCACCAUUAUACGGAUAUUGACUAUAUCUGCGAAGACAUAACGGCAUUUGAGAACUUGAAAUCAGAACAUACCGAUGACGAUUUUGCGCGGUUGCAGCAGAUAGUGGAGCUUCUUUCUUCCGAAAGCACCAUGGCCCAGAAGCUCUCCUCGGAAUUCGAAUCUUACGCAGCCAACGUUAGCAGCGCUCUCCAACGACUUAAUGAACGCCUCGAGGAAUUGAAAAUUCUGAAAAAGAGAACUGAGGAUACUCACGCUCGUCUGGCCGAAUACGAGAAGUGGCUGCGUGAAACGGAGGCAAUCGUGCAAAAGCGACUUCGGGAUGGUGAAAAUGCUUCUUCAAACCCCGAGGAAUUCUCCAGUUGGUGUGCGAAUGUCACGAACAUGGAGGAAAUGGUCUCGACUAUCAAUCCGACGCUUGAAAUGGGAACCAACAACCUUCCAGGGAAUGCAGUGGAACCUAAUAGUCUGGGUGAACGAGCAGCUACCAUUAAGGCGGAAUUAGCCAACUUCAAACGAAUCCUUUUGCAAUUCACCUACCCAACUGACGUUCAGGACUCCAUAGCAUGUUGUCGCGAGGCCACUCGGGAGAACGACGUUUCAGCCAUCAAUCUGGAAGUCGUUUCUCUAGCCAGUGAGCACGUUUCAGGUCUUGUAAAGAAGAGCCAAGAUCUGUGUAAUCGCAUUCAGGACACACAAAACUUGUUAAGCGGUUUACAAUCAACAGUAUCUUCAAUGCAGAUCCGACCUGAGCUAAGCGCCUGCAAUGAAGAUUUGCUGAUGGAACUCAACGAUCUCUAUAGUAAAAACACCAAGCUCUACGAACAUGUUAAACGAUUUGAAAGAGAUGUCCAAAAGUUGCAGCCAUUUGCCGACCAAUAUUCAGCGAUUAUUGAUCCAUUGGAACAAGUUAUGAUGAACGUGGAAGAAGUUACAGAUUAUUUGGAGACAGCCGACACUCAGGUCUCCCACAUAGACAUGCUUCAGCAAGUGCACUCAGAACUCUCGGAAGUGUUAGGACCAGAACAAAAAGAUGCUGUCUUACCUACAGCAGAUGGUUCCGUCUCAGAUGUCAAGAAACCACCUCUUCAACAGCUUGAAGAACUUCUUACCAAGCUUGAGUCUGAGGCGACCCCUGUUGACGGUUUAUCCAGCACUAUUGCCGAUGUGCGCCGGGUUAUCAAUAAGGCUUUUGCUGCCCGCACUGCAUUCCGGGCGCAGAUCGAUGGAAUAAAGACGGCGUCAAGUGAGAGCUCGAUUACAGAAAACACGGAAAUUCCGCUGCCUUCAAAACAUCCAGUUGAAAUCCAAGGCGUACAAGUGGCCUCUGUUGAAGGACAGGAGAUCGGCCCUCAGGAGGAGACAAAUAACCAUAACCUUUCGACUCUUUACACAAGGUCGAACCAAUUGAUAGCGGAGAUGGGAAGUUUCUUUGAAGAUCUGGCUAGUUUUAAUAAGUACUGUGUCAAACUGGAUCAACCUCCUAAAUCCGCAACAGCAGCGGCCCAAAGCGAACCCUUGCAGACUUCCAUCACGGCAUGUUCUAAAAAAAUUGAGUAUUUCAAGCAACAAUCUCAAUAUCUGGAGUCUCGUCUGAAUGACCUAGUAAAAGCCGCGAAUGUUCUUCCAAUUGAGAGCAGAAAUAUGGUUCAAAAAGUACAGAAACUUUGGGCAAAUUCGAGGGGCCACCUUUCCUGGCAAAAUGAGCAAAUCAACCAGUUAUCGAAAACGCUGAAGGAUGCCGAAGAAGCAUUUACAAAAUAUGAGAGACUGCCCACUGACAAAAAUCGUAAGACUUGUCUCACCUAUAUAACCCAGUUGGAAGGGACAUACAACUGGAGCCUAACACAGGAUAGGGCUCGUCUGGAUGACGAUAAACAUGGUGAAAUAGCCCGUCAAUUGACAAGCGCUCUUCAGCAAACUUGCAUUCUACGCAAAUUACUGCCCUUUCGUGAGUGCCUCCAACAAUUCGUCACCCAACUGAAUGAGAUUCAAGAUGAACUCCACUCCUGUCAAAGCAUUCCCACACACGAGCUAUCAAGCCAAAUCCAAAGUUUGGAUCAAUACUUUAUCUUGGCACAGGAAGCAGCGUCAAAAGCAACCAACAUUUUAAACCGCUGCAAAGCAGGUCACACCCCAGUUGUCAUCACAGAUGACGGUAACGAAAGUGGAAACAACGGUGAUGAACUCCUCGGGAAUCUUUUGUGGCUCGAAGCUGUUCUUGAAACCCAGAAAGGCAGACUCAACUCGUACUGUAACGAAUUUCACCUAUGCAGACCAUACUGGCAGGAGUAUGCCCUUCUCUGGCAGUCUUUCAUGAAUGAGGCGAUCCGACAGAAACACCAAAUCGCAAUGCUUCAUCUCGAUCGUCGACCUUCUGAGGACCAAGGCAACACAGAAACUAGUGAAGGAUCAGCAAGGGAUUACGCCGUGAACAUCUGCUCCUCAGUUCUCACACUUCAGCGUCUAGGUAGCAAACUCGUAUGGAAAGCUCAGCGAGGCGAGGUCGGUCAAGGCCUCGAUUCAGACCUCUACCUGCAGCCAGUUUUCGACAAACGCUGUUCCCGUCGACCCUUGAGGAACGAGGUGACCCUUCAAAACGAUGUCACCUUUGUCAACGAAACCUUUGAUGCGAUAGUUGGAGAUUUGAGGACACUGUCAAAAAAAUACGCCAUCGAAGGCUUUCUACCUCCAAACUUACGAAUCGAUGCCACAAGUUUGGAGUCACACACCUCCGGCAAGGCCGACUCAUCUGGCGAUACUGAUGGCGUUUUGGAAACAACUUUUCCACAAAACCAGUCCCUAGGCAGAUCAGAAGAUUUGGGCGUCACCAACGUUGAGGCCUGUCUGAAUCGGUUAAAGGAAGAGCUCAUUUGGCUUGAGGAAAACCAACUUUACGUGCCAGUGGUCGAAACCCCGACGAAUUAUAUAUCCAAAUUAGACGGGGAAUUUUGGCUCCCACCUGGGGCUGCCGGUCCUCUACGGCUGUGCUCAAAGUGGGCUAAACGGAAGGCGCAGGACUUAUCAAAAUUGGACGGCGCACUAAAAACACAUGAAAGGCGCUCCGGACAGCUAUGUACCAUUUCCGAGAAGUUGAGCGCUGAUCUGGAGGACUCUGAGACACGCCGGCGUCUCCACGAAGCAGCUGACGAACUUCACGCAUGCAUGGAAUCGGCUCGCGGCAUCAUUAAUCGACGUCGGACACGUUUGGCUAGUUGGUUAUCUACCUGUCUUACCUUUGAAGCCGCAAUGCUGAUGGAUUCUGAUGGAGAGGAGGUGGAUAAGGGAGGGGAACAGACACUGCCUGUGUGGAUUUCAACAAUUCGGAAGCGGCUCCAGAUGUCUUCACCAAAUCUUGACUCCCCCAUGUUCCAGAAAGAAUUGGAGCAAUUACGAGGGGAAUUCGAUCCGGCCGGAAGUGGCACUGGACAAACACUACGGGCAGUAGAGUUAGCAUUUGAAACCCAACUGUCGGACGCACAGUCACCGCCCCAAAACUACCAAUACGGGGUUUUUCCCCAACUUGACCCUGGUGUAGUGGACAGCAUUCAAAUUUGUCUCAGUGAAUGGAAAACCGUUUGCCGGCUUCUUCGAAUUGGUGAGAACAACAUGGAUCUAUCCCAAAGUUCCGACCAGCGACAGCAGCAAACCUCUCCAAUGACUCACGAAGCCGGUCUGGACGCCUCGGUGAGAAAGCUCGCUUCCUGGUUGGACACUGUCAUCGCAUACCUGAGUUCCAAUGUUGCAUGCCUGGGUGGUAAAUUCAACCAGGAAGCCGUCAUUGCUCACAUAAAGAAUCGAUCAGGUGACCAGAAGUCCUACACAGUCCGUUCCCUCUACCCUGAGGUCAUCCAAAUUCAGCUCCAGCAAUAUGCCAUCGAGUUGGACGCCCGGAAACCACAGCUUGACAAGCUACAAAUUGAGGCGGGACGGUUGACUGAAGGUUCCAGAAACAGAGACGUAUCACCAAGUCAACUAGUCUCAAUGGAAAGUAAAAAAUUUGCAAAUGAGCAGCCUCAGUACCAGCCAGUUGCGGUCUCCUCCUCCCAAAUGACUUCAUAUUUCACCUCGUCAAUAAAUCGGGUAUUUACUACCAUAAAACAAGCUGUGAAUGAGCUGGUUGAUGAGACUGCAACAGGACAGAAGCCAGUUUCCACUUCGCUCCCUGCAAAUAGCUCUGCAAUUGUUGAUAUUAUUCCCACGCGUUCCCGGCGUAUAUCCAAGAGUGAUGUUUAUAGCAGUUCUUCAUCACCUCUGGAGGUUAUGGUUUCAAAUUCCUCCCCGAGAAAAUUGUCUAUGGCCGAGAUUUUUGGGGAGAAUCAGAACAAUUCCACAGCUGAGGAAAAAACUGAAUCAGAUUCUGAACUGGCAGACGCCAAUGCUGGCCCCAUAGAGGACCAGCAAAGUUCACCCGGACGUGUAGAGCCGCUGCCAAAACCCGGACUUCCAGACAAUUCAGUUGUAAAUGUAACAAAGAAAGCACAGAUUUCGGAGCCUGUUAAGCUAGUUGAUUUUCAGCAAAGAAGAAAAAUUCCGAACUCUCACUUGAGCACUCUUCAUGAGGAGGACGAUGGCGAAAAAUCACUUGAACCCUCUCCCCAACGAAUUAACUCUCUACAUUCACACGAUACCAUCUCAAGCCCGAACACCCAGUCCGAGGUAGUUGCUCAACUUAAAGAAAAACAGUUGAAAACUAAAAAAACUGCUAGUGUUGGAGUCUUAGACCCUGCUGAGGCUGCUGUCGAGGAAGUUCGACAAAGUUGGAACUCAACUAGUGCCCAAGUGAAAGCUCGUUUGGAUGAACUAGAAAAGAUGUUAAUAGCGACAGACGAGUUGAAGAGCGCGGAAAAGGACCUUGAUCGGUGGUUAUCACGCGCGGAAGCAGACCUGGCAAAUGCCCUUUCAAACACUCAGGAAGCAGCGGAGAGGAAACGCCUAAUUCAGGAAAUAAUCGAUCGCUUACCAGCUGGUGAAACGAAAUUUAUGACGCAUCAAAAUAAAUGCGAGGCUAUUUUAUCCAAGUACUCCAAGGAGGAUACGCAGAAAUUUCGCUCGGAUCAGGAGGCUAUCAGAAGCCGUUGGUCUCAGCUUGUGUCCAGACUUCGUGAAUCCUUGGAAUGCACGUCACAACCCGAUUCAGACUUCAUUGAAAUCCCCAUCAGCACCCAUCCGAGAUCACCAGAGACGGACCUUCAGAGGAUUACCAGAUUACGGAGUGUCUCAACACAGCAGGCUGGUUCCUACAGGUCCACUGAGCAUUUCCUCCCACCUGAACCCAGAAGCAUGGAAGCCUCAAUGAUCGAGACAUCCUACAACGUGGGUUCGCCUGGCCAAGGUUACAGCUCAAGUACUCUGGGACGGCAUCAUUUAGACCAGAAGCCCCCGUUUUUAAACGAAGCCUAUCGUGGAAACCAGUUGUCAAGAAGUGUUGAUAUCCGCGUCCGACCUUGUGAUUCAAGGCCAGUAAUGCGAAUGCCUCUAGAGAAUUGGCCUCUGUUUUUGGCUCAGCUACGCCAGAUGAACGACUGGCUGGCUCACCAGGACGCAGCCUUUCAUCAACUCAGGGGAACUGUUGGUGGUGACAGCGAAACUGUCAGCCAGCUCAUCAAUUCUUUUUCGGUUUUGGAAGAGGAACUACAGCAGCAGAGAUUCCAAGUUGAGGAACUUCUUGACCGUGGGCAUGUUUUCUUGAAGGAUCAAUUUGUCGAUGCUCGAUUAGGAUCUUUUGUGGAAUCUGAAGGAGACUCCGAUGGCUCUGAACUUGACCUCGUCAAUGUUGACUUUGACGAGUCUAGCAUGAGCACUAAACGAAUCAUUCGACGCAUCAAACGUCACUUGAAUUACCUAGACAAACACUGGGCUGAACUGAAUGGUUCCAUGUUAACUUACCGACAGCAACUUGACAGGGCCUUCCAGAAACUCACGGUGUUUGAAAGGGUACUGGACGAUGCCGAGCGGGAACUGGCGUCAACUCAAAAACUUCUGAUGUCACGUGACCUCUCCGGUUCUACAGAUGACCAGGCUCUGCAGGUCAUAUGGGACACCUGCGCUUCGGUAACCCAUGCGAUCGCUGGUUUGGAUGGUCAGGCGUUACGAUUAAGUGACGACGGCACUAUCAUCUCCCACGUUCUCAUCUCGCGUCUUGAUGGAUUAAAAAUCGGCCUGGAGCGUUUGCGAUCGGAAACAAAUGAUGAGAUGAAUCGCUCCCCCACGAGAAACGGUGAAGCGGGUGUUGUUCCGGUGUCUCAGCGUCCACUGCGGUCCCCACCUCAACAUCUACUGGAAGGUGACAGACCGGCUUCUGUCGCCUCAACUGCCGGUUCUGGCGCCCCAAUCCCCAGGCCCAAGAGUCCCUCUGAAUGCUGGUUGCAGGCCUUCAAAACUAUCGAUCAAAUUCCCUUGAAUGUGGCCACGGAAACCUUUGCUCGUCACGGGCUAUCAUCGCCCUUGUGCAGUGAAGGGUGCGACGGUCGUGUAAUGGACGUGCCCCAGAUUGUGAAUUGUCUCACGACACUGUACUGUCGAGUCUGGGACACGCUGGUGAGUCAACCCGACGUCGUCAAGGUUACCGAUCCAGAGGUCAGUGGGACAAAGGCUGGGACUCUCCCACAAAACGCGAAUUUGGCGUGCAAGACUUGCACCUCUGAGUCAACGCUAAGUGCGGCAGGCCGGCUGGCGUCAACGAACGAGAGUUAUUCUACCUCUGAAAACCGACCAAAGACACGGCGGACUCCUACCCACCGCAGUGCGAUCAAGUGCAUGACCAGCGUGCUUUGCGUUUCGGGAAGCAAACACAGUCGAGGAAGGGACGACGAUGAAGAAAAUUUGGACGCUGAGAAUGGUGGACCUCGACGACCAGUAACACUAAGUGGUCCGCAACCCGAUGAAAGCGGGUCACCUGGAAGUUUGAUCCCUGCCGAAUCCCACGUUCCCACCUCGUUCUCCCGUGUAGAUAAAUUGCAAACUAUCCUCAAACUGCCUGAUGGAAGAGAAUUCUCUCUGCCAACCUGCGUUGAUUUGGCCUUAAACCUUCUUCUUAAUUCCUUCGAUAGUUUGGUUGCUGAUCGCGACAACAAAAUAAACAAUUCGCGUCUCUGGCUUCUCAUCUAUGAGACAAUGCAACUUCCUCGACAGCUGGGAGAAGUUCAAGCCUCAAACAAUAACCUUGACCCAAACAUCCUAAUGUGCUUUGCAAAGAAUCUCAAAGUAGGUGGCCAUGAAAGCAGACCUAAUGGUGUCACGCGUACCCCUACGAUGGAGAGCCAAAGGUCAGUGACAUGGCCUCCCAAUGAGGGUGACUCACUUCCAAGUGUAGGACUAGACCGCUUCUACGAGUGGCUCAAACUAGAGCCUCCUAUGAUCGCUUGGGUACCAGCUCUUCACCGUUUAGUUGCUGGUGAAAAGCUGACUCACCAGGUUCGCUGUGCUGUGUGCCAGACCUACCCGAUGAAGGGUCUCCGGUACCGUUGUUUGCGAUGCCUAAACUUUGACAUAUGCCAAAAUUGUUUCCUCGUCGGACGUGUGGAGAAAAGUCACAAGGUGACUCAUCCGACGCAAGAGUACACCGCCACGCUACAACGAAGCGAUAGUCUACGUGACUUCACACGCGUUGUACGAAAUCGUUUCAAAUCAAAGGAAAAAUUCCGCCAAAGUUCUUUCGAUACAGAAGAUGCGUCAAAAUCUAUCACGGUCUCACGACCCACUGGUCUAGCAACACCAACUCUUCAUGACCGACCGCCGAGAUCAACGGCGUUUCGUCAGAACUCCACUGCCGCCCAGCACCCGAGCCGCGCUUUCUCAGCUUGGCAGAACAACCGACCUGCGUCCCUGGGCGACACCAGAAAGCGAGUGUUGGCCACUGGUGGUGUCAGUAGCGGGGAUAAUUCCCUACCCAGACUAGCUGGAAAGCCACCCAGAGGAGCCUCUAUAGACCAGGAGCACGAACUUAUUGCCCAAUACAGCCAGUCACUUCGAAGGCAAAACUCCUUUACGUCGACUGGUAUGCCAAUGCCUGGAUGCCAACAGCCGUCUUACUUGGGGCCGAGAGAGCCGCACUACCCGAUGGCAGGACAAUGGCAAUACCCCGGGGGCGUCUACGACCGGUCACGUGCUCCUGAACCACGUUUCUUCACAAUGAGGCCCAAUCAGUAUCGCGGUGGCGGCGGAUUCCGUGCAGCGUCUCAGCCCCCUCCUCCUCACGGGGGCUCAAGUGCCUUUGUCUCCGGUCCGCCGAUCAACAGUCACGCCAACUGGUAUCGAAACUCUAAUGGCUGGACCGGUCCUGUGGUUGCUGGCAGUGCAGGCUCACUUGACAAGGAGUACUCUCAUUCAUUUCACCCCAUCAAAGAAGAGCGAGAGGACGAGGUCUUAAUGAACUUGGAGGAGGAAAAUCGCUUUUUAAGGGCAGAAUAUGAUUGGCUGCGGUUACAUUCUUCGGGUCAAAACCUGCGGCCGAUGCGGUCGCCUUCACUGCAGUAUCCGCUAUCUCUGCCAGGAGCUUACCCUGAAGCGGAUCGAUAUCACUCUCCCGCAUACUACGGAAACCCCUACUUUCCUGGGUACCCUCCUAUGAACCCUCCUCAAGGAAGCCAAACCGAACGCAUCUACCCGUCCAGCAAUGGGAUAUUGUAUGGUGGUUCACUUGGAAGAGCUUCCGGUCCUACCGCUCACGCUGCUUUCCUUCGAAGUAGCGGAGGUGGCAGUGGUUCCUGUAGGCUGGGUUUUGAACAAGGCAAUCAACGCUAUCAGUUGCCCACAGCCAAGCCUACUCCAAUGCCGACAAAUCAGCAACCCGCACAUCCUACCAUGCAAGAAGGAGAGUUGGCGCAAGAGGCACGUUUGUUACGGCAACACAAAACUCGUUUGGAGUCCCGUAUGCAGCUUUUAGAAGACCACAAUAAGGCACUAGAAGAUCAGUUGAAUCGUCUCCGACGGUACCUCAAUAUCCCUGCUUCCGCUUCUGCUAACCCUAUCUCGGUGACAGCAUCCCCUAAUGCACCAUCACAGUCUUUCGACCAGACAUGCACCCAGUCGUAUGCUCGAACAAAUGGGACCGCUGACCAACAGUCAGGCAACGACUACCUCGGUACCCAGUAUAUCCCCAUCUCUGACGAACUCCCCCCGACGUCAUCCUACGCGACUCCAGUCGAUCCUCCAGCUUUCAAUCAAGGUCAGGGAAGAUCGGGUUCCUUAACAGGAGCUAGCCCCUAG
Molecule: messenger RNA, 10089 nt
Organism: Mesocestoides corti
Lineage: Eukaryota; Metazoa; Platyhelminthes; Cestoda; Cyclophyllidea; Mesocestoididae
Source: the annotation of a GenBank genome assembly